UUCAAUGUGCCAUGGCGGUCCCUCGCCUCCUCGACACUUGUUGCGCGGCCAUAUCCAAUGGCGUCUUCCAGCGCUCGUUCUUCCGUCGAUCGAGAGGGAUAGCGGCUUGUUCGUUUCGAUCCAGGUAUUCCUUGGCAGCUGCUGCUGCUGCUGCCGCGGCGCCGAAAUCCAAGAAGCAGCGCAAUGUCCCGACGCUGCUGGAGAUCGAGGCGCUGGCGGUGGAGGAAUCGCAAUCGCCGCGGCUGGAGAGGGGCCAGGUCGUGAAUGCGCUGCUGUCGCUGCUGGAGCGCCAUGGGAUUCCUUCACGGUACGCUUUCGAAGUUCUCAGGGAGGCCGACGAGAUUAUCAGCGCCUUGCAAGAGGAGCAAGAAGAUGCUACAUUUUCCGAUACGCACGAUCCGCGCAGCAAUCUUUCUUCCCAGGCACCGAGAGCUGCCGAGAGCGGCGUCUCGACAGUGCUGGCCCGUGCCGAAGAGAAGAAUUUCUCCAAGCUGGUUUCCUACUUCCACAAGCUCGGGAUCAAAGCCUCGGAUGUGUCAAAGGUGAUGCCGUUCGUUCUAGAGUCGGGCGUAGAGCCAGUGGACACAAUGGUGGAGUUUCUCCAAGGCGUUGGUGUCAAGUACAACUCCUUGGCUAGAGUGAUCGUGGCGUGGCCCAAGAUUUUCCACCAUCACCCCAACGAUCUAGCUCCCGCUGUCGUGGUACUCAACCGGCUCGGUUUCACGUCCAUGAGCCUCUCGAGUUUGGUGGCGAGAGCUCCACUGCUGCUCUCGAGAAGCGCGGAUGAUCUCACUCAGUGUGUCACGUACAUGGCGAGCAUUGGCUUGUCUCGCAGAGACACGGAAAGGCUUGUCAACCGGUAUCCAUCGGUUCUCAUGGAUGGGGAAAAGCUGAAAAGCCUGGUAACUUAUCUGGAAAGCAUUGGAGUUCGGCAAACCAGCAUCGGACGGAUCAUCUCCAGAAAGCUUUCUCUUCUCGAGACGGACGCUCAGGGUCUGGCUCCCUUGGUAGAUUUUCUAAAGAGCACCAACGCCACCGCCGACGACAUCAAUAAGAUUCUCUAUCUGUAUCCAGGACUUCUGGGAUACAGUCCUGAGGCCCUUCGCCGAGUAGUGUCUUUUCUCGAGAAUCUGGGCGUGCCACCAUUGCUGAUGGGAAAACUGCUUAGAAGACACCCGCGACUGCUGGCGAUCAAGCAUGACAUGCAGGAGAGAGUUGAGUUUCUCUUCAGCUUGGGCCUAGUGCGCAAGGACCUUGGCAAAGUUUUGUUUAAAGCUCCGCAGCUGAUGACUCUUCACAUCAAGGACAACAUGAUACCGACCGUGCGCUUCCUUGCGAGUCUCGGUGUUGAUGUCGUCAGGGUUAUGCGGUCCAAGCCAAUGGUUCUGGGCUUGAACGUGGAAACCAAGAUCCGUCCGAACCUCAAGUUCAUACAAAAUCUAGGCAUUGACUCGGAAAGCAUCGGCAAGGUGCUCAGCCUCAUUUGCUGACUUUGAGCAUCGACAAGAAACUACAGCCAACUGUGUGCUUCUUCCUGGAUUUCAAAGGAAGGAAAUUUCCGACAUGGUGAAAAGAUUGCCAUCGCUCCUGGGCUUCAGCAUCGCGACGCUUCUGGUUCCCAAUUCUUCAGCUACAGCCUCAACAAGAGGCUCAUACGCCGGUUCG
This is a messenger RNA of Selaginella moellendorffii, 1665 nucleotides long. Its product is annotated as transcription termination factor MTERF4, chloroplastic-like. Gene Ontology annotation, biological process: regulation of DNA-templated transcription. Gene Ontology annotation, molecular function: double-stranded DNA binding. The record is from RefSeq and is a predicted model, not a curated record. Bases 12 to 1490 code for a protein of 492 amino acids. Lineage: Eukaryota; Viridiplantae; Streptophyta; Lycopodiopsida; Selaginellales; Selaginellaceae. The transcript is spliced from 7 exons.